AUGGCCUUUUUGGAUGGGACGAGUGAAACUGAUGCUAUGCUAUGCCGAGCCAAGACUCCGCACUGUCGUCAUACAUCCCCAGCACUAGCAAGUGAUCCUGCCACAUUGCCUUCAGCCGUGGACAAGGACGACGAGAACGAGACUACCAUCGAUGAUUUGAACAUUAUGGAUGUUUGUCGCAAAAAGUACAAGAAAGACCUCGUUGUCGAUGAUGGGGAGGAUGUUCUGGAAACUGACCUGACCGAGUUGAAGGCGGAAUUAGAACGGGACCUUUCCAAGGUGAAGCUCUCGUUGCCUGAUACCCUCAAGCGACCCAAGGCGACCGAGAAUUCUACGCUUUUUGUCUGGCACGUGGUUUGGCAUACAACUUAA
Molecule: messenger RNA, 372 nt
Organism: Linnemannia hyalina
Lineage: Eukaryota; Fungi; Mortierellomycota; Mortierellomycetes; Mortierellales; Mortierellaceae
Source: the annotation of a GenBank genome assembly